Pelobates fuscus (common spadefoot toad) is the source of this 3181-nucleotide messenger RNA. It is a transcript of the gene SP1, whose product is annotated as Sp1 transcription factor. The record is from RefSeq and is a predicted model, not a curated record. The transcript has 7 exons. Gene Ontology annotation, molecular function: RNA polymerase II cis-regulatory region sequence-specific DNA binding; DNA-binding transcription factor activity, RNA polymerase II-specific. Lineage: Eukaryota; Metazoa; Chordata; Amphibia; Anura; Pelobatidae. Bases 100 to 2322 code for a protein of 740 amino acids. Gene Ontology annotation, biological process: regulation of transcription by RNA polymerase II.
CUACCAUUCCCCUCCGCCGCGCGGCAGGCAGGUUACAUUGCUGUCUUGAGAGGAAAGGUUCUGUGUGAAGCGCCCCCCCCCACCCCCUCAUAGGACAAGAUGAGCGACCAGGAGCACACAUCCGAAGACCUGACUGGAGGCAAGUCCGACAGCCACUCAGAAGGAGGAGAUGGAUACACGCAGAAGGGGCAGGACUCUCAGCCCUCCCCUUUGGCUUUAUUGGCUGCUACAUGUAGUAGAAUUGAACCCCCGGAAAAUGGUAACGGAGGAGGCCAGCAGCAAAAUGCAACGGAGCUAGAUUUAAGUACUGCUCAAACUCAACAGACAGCCAAUGGAUGGCAAAUCAUAUCCACUUCUGCAGCUUCAUCCAAGGACCAGGCUGGUGGAGAUUCUUCAUCUAAGAACCGUCAAAUAGCCCCUGGGCAAUUUGUGGUUACAACUGCCCCUAAUUUACAGAAUCAGCAGGUUUUGGCCAGUCUGCAGAGUGUCAUGCCCAAUAUUCAGUAUCAAGUCAUACCACAAUUCCAGACAAUGGAUGGACAGCAGCUUCAGUUUACCACUGGUCCUACUCAGGUCAAUGUCCAGCAGGAUGCCUCAGGCCAGUUACAGAUAAUCCCAGCUUCUAACCAGCAAAUAAUCACAACAAACCGCACUGGUGCAGGAAACAUACUUGCCUCAAUGCCUAAUUUACUACAGCAAGCUGUCCCUAUUCAAGGAAUGAACAUCUCCAACAAUGUCCUCUCAGGGCAGACUCAGUAUUUAACAAAUGUCCCUGUUGCUCUCAAUGGCAACAUCACACUGCUUCCUGUGAAUGCAGCAUCUCUAGCACCCACAUCGCAAUCUGUGACCCUUAGUGGUUCUCAGGAAAAUGGCUCACAACCAGUUACUUCUGUGGCUAUUAGCUCAUCUGGCCAGCUGGUCACUUCCCAAAGUAAUGCAUAUUUUACCAAUGCCAACAGUUAUUCUACCAGCACCACUCCUACUAAUGCGUGCAUAGUGAAUUGCAGCAGUACAAACACACAAGGGACCAAUGUCCAAAUCCAGGCAUCUCACCGAUCAAGUGGCCAGCUGAACUUGGUCAGUGACUCACAGCAAAAUAGCGGCACUCUCCAAGGUCAGCAGAAAGACACAGACCAAGCGCAGCAGCAGCAAAUUCUUAUUCAACCACAGAUCUUGCAGGGAGGUCAGACUAUUCAGACUCUGCAGGCUGCUCAGCUGGGUGGUCAGACAUUCAGCACACAAGCAAUCUCCCAAGAAGCACUUCAAAAUCUCCAAUUCCAGACCGUUCCAAACACUGGACCCAUCAUUAUUCGUACACCCACUGUUGGGCCUAAUGGGCAGGUCACUUGGCAAACUAUCCAGCUUCAGAAUCUUCAGGUUCAAAAUCCUCAAGCUCAGACAAUCACUCUUGCUCCUAUGCAAGGAGUUUCUUUGGGGCAGUCUGGCACUACAUCCACCCUCACUUCCAUGCCUGCUGGCACUGUAACCGUUAAUGCUGCUCAACUCUCAUCAAUGUCUGGUUUGCAGACCAUUAACUUGGGUGCCUUAGGAGCUUCAGGUAUUCAAGUGCACCAGCUUCAAGGAGUUCCUUUUACAAUCACUAAUACAGCUGGAGAUGGAAGUGGUCAUCUCAGUCUCCAGACUGGUACUGAUGGACUCCAUAAUAAUUCAGCAAUGGAAGAAGGUGAAACCAGCCUAGAACCUCAGCCCCAGCCUGGUCGUCGAAUGCGCAGAGAGGCCUGUACAUGUCCAUACUGCAAAGACAGUGAAGGAAGGGUUUCUGGAGAGCCUGGGAAAAAGAAACAACACAUAUGUCACAUUGCCGGCUGUGGAAAAGUGUACGGGAAAACAUCACACUUGCGAGCUCACUUACGCUGGCACACAGGAGAGCGCCCCUUUGUGUGCACAUGGGUGUUCUGCGGGAAAAGAUUCACUCGAAGUGAUGAGUUGCAGAGACAUAAGCGCACACACACCGGUGAGAAGAAAUUUAUGUGUCCAGAGUGCCCGAAACGCUUCAUGAGAAGUGACCAUUUGUCUAAGCAUAUAAAGACACACACGAAUAAGAGAGGCCAGUCUGGUCCUGUUGCCAUGACCACUGUACAUAUGGACACCGGAGCGGGUUCUGAUGGCAGCACUGUCUCCACACCAACCCCCCAGGCCCUCAUUACCACCAACAUGGUCGCCAUGGAAGCAAUCUCCCCAGAAGGCAUUGCACGACUGGCAAGCAGUGGCAUAAAUGUCAUGCAAGUUGCAGACCUCCAGUCAAUCAAUAUUAGUGGCAAUGGUUACGAAGAGCCAAUGUACAGGCAGGACAGUAAAUAAUGAUGGGAAAUAAGUUUGGGUCUGGAAAUAGGGGUAAUCUUGUAAAACUAUGAUUGUGGGUCCAAACAAGAUACAUGGAAAGUAUAGAAUCUGCUCUCACUACUAGUUGGAUGUUUGCCAAUUUGCCUUAUCAACCUUGUUGAGAAUUUUCUUCCACUCUGUUGCAAUUGUUUCCCUAACCUCAUCAUUGAGCAUCAAUUGUGGAAUUUCUAGGUUUCCAUUUUUAAGCCAAGUAACUUGGGGGCAGAAUGGACUGCAUAAGCCCACUUAGCACCAUGAUGGUUAAAGUUGUCAUCUUGGUAGUGAAUUGCAAUAGCUAUAAUAUACCAACAUGGUUAAACAUCUUGAAUGUUUGAGGUCAUUGUCAGAACUUAUCCUUUUUUUUUUUUUUUUUAUAUAAUAUAUAUACACCUAUAUAUAAAUCUAUUUUUUCUUUAUAUUUGAGACGAAAAUACAAUUACACCCUUUGCCAUCAUGCCUUGAUAAUAUCCUUUGUCAAUGCAAUACAUUUUUGACCAAGCAAUGCUAUAUAUGAAAUAUUCAAAAGCAUUCAAUAAAAGAUGCCAAAAAUAUAAGAAGUGCUUAGACCAAAGGUUGCUUUGGUCAAUCUAUAGCCUUACUUUUUUUUUUCUCCCGUUUAUUCUUUGUUUUAUUUCUUACAGUUUCAGUCUCCUAAUAAAUUUAGAUAAAAUAUUAGUAACAUGAUUUUAUAUGCACCACACAACCUAUAAUUGUUGCUUUAUUUUAUGUUGUAUGUGAGUUUUAAAGAUCUUCCCUUCUGUGUGGCAAUAUUGUCAGCAUUGCAUGUUUUUUUUUUGUUGUUUUUUUUUUUGUAAUUCUUUAUUUUUUUAUUGUGCAC